CUCCGACAGAGCAAAAACGAACCGGGUUUCUCGGUAGUCUGUUCAAUGCGGUUUUCCCUGGUGGCACUGCAUCGACCGCAGCAGAAUCCAACACGGGAUUGAAACUCGUCGAUCACAGUUCGGUAGCGACCAGCGGAACUGUUGGACCUUCUACAUCGACACUAUCUAGCACUUCUGCCGAUCAGGUUGCGAACAGCGAAAUCCAAACCACCGCGAGCGGAACUUCCGUUCCUUCAUCCACAGCGGCGAGCAGUGCCUCGACUGCCGGAGCAUCA
Messenger RNA from Amoebophrya sp. A120, 275 nucleotides. The record is from the annotation of a GenBank genome assembly. NCBI's taxonomy places the organism in Eukaryota, Dinophyceae, Syndiniales, Amoebophryaceae.